AUGCGUCAAUCUGUCCGUCUGUCUGUCAAAAUGCAGGUCAUAAUUAUUCGUUGUACAAAUAUUUGUGGACAAUUACAGUCUCCAGUCAGAUUGUCCUGCGUAUAUGAUGGCCAACAGCCCCCAUCUCACACACACACAAAUGGUUACUAUAGAAAACAAAUCACAAAUCAGUAUAAAUAUUCGAGAAGAAUUCAACCGAUCAACAGAUCAGAUCGGUCGAGUGACAGAGAGAGAUAUACAGAGAUUGAGAGAGGUUCACUCACACAACAAAGCAUGCAGGGAAACAAAUUCGUCGUGUUGUUGGUUGCAAGUCUGUGUGUUGUUGCAGUGAAUUCUAACCGUCAAGGUCACAGAGUGAAUGGUGUUCAAUCGGUUGGAGAUGAAUAUUCGAGUGCAUCUGGAUAUCUGGGAUCAGUAUUUCGACGUCAGCAAGGUGGUAGACACAGAUCUGGUCAGUCGUCAUCAGGCCAAUCAGGUCAGCAACAGCAACAAUCGAAUGUGGUGAAGAGGAAGAUGAUGUGUCAGUGUGAGAGUGAGGUUCCUCGAGGCCACUCACCUGUCAGGUAUGACGCCUUCACUGAAGGAGACUACAACAAUGGCUACGUAUUUACUGAAGACCCAUCUGGAAGCUAUGAAGGCGAAUAUUUUACUGUUAAGAAGCGUCAACUGGCUUAACUGUCCCUGUCCUUCCAUCUCACAUCAUGAUGCAUUGCAAUGCAUGAAUGUGUACCGGCGAAUUCUGGUGCAAAUAUGUGAUACGGAUAGUGUCGCAUAUUUUGCACAGAUUUUCUCCUCUUUAUUAUUGAUU
Messenger RNA from Trichobilharzia regenti, 808 nucleotides. The record is from the annotation of a GenBank genome assembly. Lineage: Eukaryota; Metazoa; Platyhelminthes; Trematoda; Strigeidida; Schistosomatidae.